AUGCCUGCAACUGUCCUUGUGGCCAUACCUACUACUGCGCCUCUGCAGAUGACUGUUCCAAAGCUCCUUAUGGAUCAAAAGCUAAUCCAGGUUUAUCAUGUAAAGAUAUCAACACCAAUCAUGAAAAAACAAAAUGGCAUUUAUUGGAUCAGGCUAAUGGGUAUGAUGCAAUUAAUAAGUAAAUAUUUACUAUUCACUCUGGCCAUUUUCUGUACGCGUAUGCUAUUAAAGUAACAGUCAACCUAACUGAUAUUAUGAUUAAAGUUUCAUGAUUUUCCUCAUUCAAAGAAUUGAUAAAAAUUGACGGUUGACAACUCCCUCUAAAUAUUUCCCCAGUAAAAUAAUUGUUAACUUAUACUCAAAUGCAAAAUACUUUAAUCCUUAUCAAAUUCUCUCAAAUAAUAGCGGAGCUCUCGCGCGCGAAGCCCGCCAGCGAUGCACCAUGGGUAAGAAAAUGAUCCGAGAAAAUUGCCCGAGCAACGGUCCGUCGGCACCACAGAUAUACCAAUGUACAAUAACUCAAUCAACUGGUAUGGCAACCCAAAUGCAAUUCGAGGUUAUUUUGGAGGGAAAUCGCAUAGCCACCGCCGUCUUGUAAAGCAGAGACGAUUAAAGAACCUGAAUAAAGACGAAAACGGAAAGCGGAAAUUGUUUCUGUAUCCGUUUUGUCAAAAGUAUUUAGCUUAGAUUAAUUGUCAUGUCCACAAAUUUGGAAUAUAGAGCAGGGGAAAGACAGAAAGCUCAACGAGAAAAAGGGCGACAGAGAUUUAGAGCGAGAGAUAAAAAACAAAGGAGUCAUUUUUCUGCUGGAAGAAUGACAUGAAAAUUUUGUAGCGGCGGUGACAAAAUGAGAAAUUUUAGCGGCCACCAAUGCAAGGUGAUAAUGAGCGGCAGUGAAAAAAAAGUGAACGAGAACACGUAUUCACGUUGUAGUCGUGCAAAACAACGGCAAAGAAAUGUAGAAAAAGAGUGUGCUGCACAAGCAAAGUUGCUUUUUUGCCAAUUAUACCUAUUGUUGUUUUUCACCGUUCUCCGGCGUUGCCUGCGCCGCUUAGCAUUACACGAUUUUAUAUUUUGUUUGAACAAACUAUAAAUAUUAUCGAGAGCUUCGCUUUUUGCCCUGGCUGAAUCUAUAUAUUAAUUUUAGGAACUGAAUGGAGAUUUAUGUGAGGAAGGUUUCUAUAACAUUGCUUUGCACCCUACAUGAAAGAGUUGCCAGUCUAUUGCCGGCCUACCCCGGGUAGUAUUUCCCAGGCCCCGUUGUUGAAACGUUGGAUAGCGCCAUCAAUCAUGUCAACCGGCUAAAUCCCUAUCCAGAGGAUAGGUAUGAAGGAAACUAAUUGUGUUACCACUAGAUAGAGAUUAAUCCAACGGAUAGCGUUAUUCACCUUUAGAACAACCCCAGGGCGGGCCCAGCCCAGGGUUAAAUUUGAGACAUACUGGAAAACAUUUCUUGUCUUAAAAGACACGGGCGUGAACCCAGACUGCUACAGCGGUAAAUACUUGAAGUUCGAGGUGUUUAAAACUGCUCAUCCACCGCACCAGAACUAACCAUUGCAUAAAACAUCUCUUACACUUACAGAUGAUGAGAAGCCUUUCCCAGUAUACUGUGAUAUGGCCGCUGGAGGUGAGUAAUUCAGUUUCAUCUUAAUUUAUUCAUUCAGCGAGAAAAUUGCAUUUUCGCGCCCGUGAAAUACCUAAAAGAACGCCGUCCCUAACACAUAAAUCACAAUGUUAGUCUUAAUGAAAAUAUAAUUAGAAUUUGCAAAUAUCUAUAGACUGGGACGUGAAAACUGAAGUAUCCAAAAUAGAUAUCACUCUGCUUCGGGCGACUCGGAAAUGGGUGUUUUGCCAACAUACAUAUAUAGCUGCGUAAAGAUGGUAAAUUCGAAGUAAAAGUCUCGACCUGGUGGUGUGCCAGAAUAUUUUAAAUCCGGAAGAGUCUAAAGUGAAUACUCUAUAUCCGAAUGAAACCUAUUGACUGUUAAAAAUUCAUAUAUACUUGGCUGCAAGGGCUUAAGGCUCAGCAAUGAAUAGUACAUUUCGUUUGUAUUAUUCUCCCAAGCCUCGGAGCCAAGUAUGAAUUUUAAUACAUCAUGAUCAAAAUUGGUCUGUUCCUUUGUUCUUAUACAGACUUUUGUUUCUCCUGCUAUUUAUAGGCUGGACUAUGGCGUUUAAGGCUGUGUCUGGAGUGAAUAAAAACGUGUAUAGUACAUACACAUCUGAUCAGACAUCCUCUGAAAAAGUCUUUGCAGCUCUUGAAGUCUCUAACAGGCACUUUAACCACUACAAAAACAGGAUCGUUUUAAAGUGGCAAGACAUUGGACCAACGGAGGUAUUAUAUAUUUCAUUUUAUUUCCGCUGUCACAUUGCGUUCAUAAAUCUGCCAGCUAAAUGCUCUAUCUGCUCUACCUGCAUGACAGACCGGGUCUCACAGGCUCCUGCAGGUUGCUCGUGGGUCACAAGAGAAUGCGUGGAAGCGUACGUGAAAGCGAGCGACCUGGAGCGUCUGAAAAUCAGGCUAGGCAAACGUUUGAUGGGAAGAAAAAGGCGGCAAUUCGCGCGAGUACCUUCUACCUCGUGUGUCCUUCGCGAUUUCGCGCGCCUUUAUCCCCCCUUGCCCUUUGCAGGGUAUUGAUGCCAUGUCUUCUACUUUUGUCAGGCCGGAAAUUGCAUAUAAUGAUCUCGUAUUAAAUGAAAAUACUUACUGCAAAGAAAAUAUAUAUAAUAGUCAACACCUUAUAAAUAAUAUAAUUUCGUUUGCUUGUGGUUUGUUUGUUUUUGUUCCUACUUGCGUGUCUGACAAGAGCAAAGUAAUUAAUUUAAGAGUCUGCUUCACUUUCAAAGUUAGUAGAAUGAAGGCCUCGUCCAUACGAAUCCGGACAUUUUUGAAACCACAUAGUUGCUUAUAAGCAGAUUGGUGUGGACGGGGCCUCAAACCACUCUGGAGAGCGGUUUCAAAAAUAUGCGGUCUCGGUGAGCAUAUUCAGUGGUUUCGUGUGGACAGGAGCCCAUGCUGGUGUGAAAGAAAGGCCGACUCGAGUAAAAAUAUACGCGGUUUAAAAAAUAUCCGGAUUCGUGUGGACGUGGCCUAAGAAUUCAGUUAAAUGCUAUUUUUGCUUGAUUUCCUAAAGGCGAGAGUUGUCCUGUAUGAAGGAGGAAAGGUGAUGAAGGAGUUGAAAUUCGAUGCCAAGGGAUCAGACAAACUCAACUGGUUUUCACUCUCCAGACUGAGUCAGAGCUCCUGGACUGACAUGAAGACUCAGCCAAACAACUUCUUUUCAAUCCAUGGAAAUCCAGUCAACGGCCGUCACUUUCUCAUUAACAGUGUCUAUGGUAGAUGUCCUAAAGAUGCUGGCUGGAUGGUGAUAACUGUGCCCCCAGACUGCGAUUGGAAGAAGCGUUUCCGGCCUCGUGAGAAUGUGAUACUUUACAGCAAGCUGUCUGGUCUUACCAACUGGAACCAAUACGGUGAGUUAAUCAUAAAAAAAAUCCAGGGUCCUGGUAACCCAAUAAUGGGCAUACUUACCUGGCCUUCCAUCCCCAAUGCCAAGCAAGCUCAUUAGAAAUAGCCACAGUGCCUAGGAAGGGAGGCAAUGGUUCGAUUAUGUUCGAUUACCGAACUCUAUCGAAGUGAAUUGAACGAGCGGAGUUUGAUUAUAAGUUCGAUUACCGAAAGUUUGAUUGCCUGUAAAUUAAGCCAAAUGUUCCACUAUUAAUUAUGUUCCUCUGUCUAUACAUUUGGAAUAGUAGGUUAUCGAGACGUUUAUAGUUGAUCAAGUACCAUGCAGUCGAGCGAAUGCUUUGUAUUUUGUUGUGAAGCCUAUUGAUUCUGCACCAGUGGAAAAAUUGACAAGCCGAGCAGCAAGUCUGCAUUAGGUUCAUCAGGGUGAAAAUAUGAAGUCGUUUUGGCCAUUUUCCUCCCCUCCUCCAUUUCAGCUUUUAUAAAUACCUUUUAACUUAGUUUUCCCCCAACAAAAAAUAAUACGUGAUUGUACUCUUUUUUAUUAAGAAAUGUACGUUGUAGCUCCUUCUUUCUUUUCUCGCUCUGUGGUUAUUCCUGUGUCAGUGUUAAGAUCCAGAGUACGUUUUUCCUAAUUUCAGGCAAUGUUGAAGAGGCAGAUGUCUUGGCAGUCUACUUGCGAUGAGGCAACAAUGAAGUGCACCUUCCAAGUGAAAUUUCGAGGCUGUAGAAUUUUAAAGGUGGAGGUGUAGUUGUAGGCUUACUUUCUAAAGUGCUUGUAUUCCUUGUGCCUCGUUGAAAAAGAAAGUGAAU
Messenger RNA from Porites evermanni, 4276 nucleotides. The record is from the annotation of a GenBank genome assembly. NCBI's taxonomy places the organism in Eukaryota, Metazoa, Cnidaria, Anthozoa, Scleractinia, Poritidae.